GAGAGAAACAACUACGCCGGAUUUGAUUGAUGAGAGAAACAACUACGCCGGCGAGAUAUAUAUAGAGAGAGAGAGGGAGGGAGUCUAAGCUAAAUUCCGUGAACUUCCGCCAUAAAAUGCAUAAUCCACCACCUUGCACGUCUAAGGCGGAUUUAUAUUCAUCAAUUCUUCAAACAGGCAUCAAAACCAAAUGCCCUUUUACAGUGAAGCCAAUCCACGCCCUCAUACUCAAAUCGGGACUUCACUUUGGUGUGUUCUUGAUGAACAAUGUCAUGAACGCGUACGCGAAAUCCGGGUUCAUUUCCGAUGCCCGCUACGUGUUCGAUAAAAUGCCCGUGAAGAAUGUAUCUACGUAUAACACGCUCUUAUCCGCUUAUGCCAAACAGGGUAUGAUACACGAAGCGCUCUGUGUGUUCGACGAAAUGCCCGAACCAGAUUCUGUUUCUUGGACCUCGUUGAUUGUGGGGUACAAUCGAAUGGGUCGUUUCGAGGUUGCUUUCCAAAAAUUCUUGGAGAUGAUCAAGUCUGAAGUUGUGCCUACUGAAUACACAUUCACUAACAUUCUCGCCUCGUGUGCAGCGAUCGAGUCGUUGGAUGUGGGCAAAAAAGUCCACUCUUUUAUCGUUAAACUCGGGCUCUCUGGUUAUGUUUCCGUAUCAAAUUCGUUAUUGAAUAUGUACGCAAAGACAGGUGAUGUUAGGACAGCUGUCACUGUGCUUGAUCGGAUUAAACUGAAGAAUGUUUCGACUUGGAACGCAAUUAUAACGCUGCAUAUGCAGACAGGACAAGUGGAACAAGCACAUGCUCAAUUUGAGCAAAUGAAAGAACGCGAUAUUAUUUCUUGGAAUUCGAUGAUUGCAGGUUAUAAUCAGUGCGGUUUUGAUGCCAAAGCACUGAAGAUAUUUUCCGAAAUGCUCGAAGAGUCUAAACUGAAACCCGAUAGAUACACUCUGACGAGUGUAUUGUCUUCUUGUGCAAAUCUCGAGGAAUUAGAAACCGGGAAGCAAAUCCAUGCUUAUAUUAUUAGAACCGAAUUGGAUAUUUCAGGUGCAGCUGGGAAUGCGUUGAUCUAUAUGUACUCAAAAUGCGGUGGCGUAGAAAUAGCUCGAAAAAUAUUGCAAAAGCGUGGAAAACCGAGUCUUGAAAUUAUUGCAUUUACAGCUUUAUUGGAUGGAUAUAUCAAGAUUGGAGAUAUAACUCCAGCGAGGCAAAUUUUCGACUCGUUGGAGAAUUGUGAUGUGGUUGCAUGGACUGCUAUGAUAGUUGGAUACUCACAAAACGGACACAAUAACGAAGCAAUGAAGCUCUUCAAAUCCAUGUUCGAAGAAGGCCCGUUACCUAAUAAUUACACACUUGCAGCUAUACUAAGCGUGAGUUCGAAUUUAGCUUCGUUAAAUCACGGGAAACAAAUCCACGCAGCUGCAGUGAAGCUAGGGGUAGACUCGUCAAUUUCUGUGAGCAAUGCGUUAAUUAACAUGUACGCAAGAUCCGGUAAUAUCGAAUGUGCAAGAAAAGCGUUCGCUUUAGUACAAGGAAGAAGAGAUUCGGUUUCUUGGACUUCAAUGAUUGUUGCUUUAGGACAACACGGGCUUGCUGACAUGGCAUUGGAAUUGUUCGAAAAAAUGCUGUCUUUGGAUAUUAAACCGGACCAUAUAACUUACAUAGGUGUUCUCUCUGCAUGCACUCACGCGGGCUUAGUCGAAAAGGGGCGUAGCUAUUUCAAAAAGAUGAAAGAUUUGCAUGGAGUGGAGCCCACUUCGAGCCAUUGUGCAUGCAUGGUUGACCUUUUUGGUCGAGCGGGUUUGUUAGACGAAGCACAAGAUUUUAUCAAGAACAUGAAAAUCGAGCCCGAUGUAAUAGCUUGGGGUUCGCUUUUAGCUUCUUGUAGGGCCCACAAGAACGUGGAUCUUGCGAUGGUUGCAGCGGAGAAUAUGCUCUCGCUCGAACCGGAUAACAGUGGGGCCUACUCAGCUCUCGCGAACGUAUAUUCAGCUUCGGGAAAAUGGGAAGAAGCUGCGAAAAUUAGAAAAUCGAUGAAGGAUAGGAAAGUGAAGAAGGAGCAAGGAAUUAGUUGGUUACAAUUAAAGAGUGAAGUUCAUGUGUUUGGUGCGGAUGAUUCGGUUCAUUUACAGAGAGACGAGGUUUAUCGGAAAAUGGCGGAAAUUUGGGAGGAUAUUAAGAAGAUGGGCUUUGUUCCGGAAACUUCUUCGGUGUUGCACGAUCUUGACGAAGAGUUGAAAGAGGAGAUUUUGAAGCAUCAUAGCGAAAAGCUUGCGAUUGCGUUUGGAUUGAUGAGUACUCCCGAUGGAACGACUUUGAGGAUUAUGAAGAAUUUAAGAGUAUGCAACGACUGUCAUUCUGCAAUUAAAUUUAUUUCGAAAUUGGUAGGUAGAGAAAUAAUUGUUAGGGACGCCACGCGUUUCCAUCAUUUCAAGAAUGGUUUGUGCUCGUGUCGGGAUUAUUGGUGAUUGUGUACUGUGUUAUGAAGACAUAAUUUAAAUUCUUGGCUCGACUUUUGAAAUUUAAUUUUUUCUGGAG
Erythranthe guttata (spotted monkey flower) is the source of this 2538-nucleotide messenger RNA. RefSeq names its product pentatricopeptide (PPR) repeat-containing protein. The record is from RefSeq and is a predicted model, not a curated record. NCBI's taxonomy places the organism in Eukaryota, Viridiplantae, Streptophyta, Magnoliopsida, Lamiales, Phrymaceae. Gene Ontology annotation, molecular function: RNA binding; protein binding; zinc ion binding. Gene Ontology annotation, biological process: RNA modification.